Molecule: messenger RNA, 1854 nt
Organism: Globicephala melas (long-finned pilot whale)
Lineage: Eukaryota; Metazoa; Chordata; Mammalia; Artiodactyla; Delphinidae
Gene: DGLUCY
Product: D-glutamate cyclase
Biological process (GO): glutamate metabolic process
Molecular function (GO): D-glutamate cyclase activity
Source: RefSeq, a predicted model, not a curated record
AUGACCUUCCCACUCCCCCUGAAGUCCCGCCUUCCCUCUGCUGUGAGGAGUUUGAUUCUACAGAAGAAACCAAACCUCAGAAACAUGUCCAGCCUGGCUAGGGGGCUCCAGCCAGCCAGUGUGGUGGCCCUGCCCAGGUCCCUUGCUCCGGCCUUUGAAAAGUUCUGCCAAGUCAACAGUGGCCCUCUGCCGCUGCUGGGCCAAAGUGAGCCAGGCAAGUGGACGUUGCCUGCCCUGGGUGCUGUCCCAGGUACCAGGACGGGCUGUCCCCAGUUCUGGAAGUAUGAGUUCGGCACCUGCACGGGCAGCCUGACCUCGCUGGAGGAGUCCUCGGGGCAGCUGAAGGACAUGAUGGCCUUCCUCCUGGGCAGCAGCUUCUCCCUGGAAGGGGCCUGGGAGAAGGGGGGACUCCCCAGAAGGGACUCAGCAGGCCACGGCCACAUGGGUGCAUACAAGACAGAGGUGCCUCGUGCCACCAUUGCUGGCUUUUGCUGCCCUCUGGUGGUCACAGUGAGGCCCGUUCCCAAGGACAAACUGGAACAGCUGGUGCAGGCCUGUUGCUCCGUGGGGGGUGAGCAUGGACAACCGGUUCACACUGGCGACCCAGAACUGUUGGGUAUCAAAGAUCUUUCCAAACCUGACCACGGGGAGCCUGUGGUGUGUCAGCCAAGGCACGUUCCAGUGUUCUGGCCUUCUCAGCUGACCAGUCUCGAAGCUGUCAGCGCCUGCAAGAUGCCACUGGCUUUCACCAGCGCACCGGCUUGCACAGUUAUGACUGACCUGAAGGGUACAGCGGCUCCGGCCAGAUGUCUCACCCCUGAGGGAAUGCCAGAGGUCCAUCACAUUUCCCAGGAUCCUUUGCACUGCAGCAUGGCGUCAGCUUCAGUCGCUCAGAGGGUCAGAGAACUGGAGAUGAUAAUUGCCAUCGACCCCGGCAGCCGAGGUCUCGGACACCUGCUCCGUCCAGGCAAGCUGCUGCGGGCCUUCCUGUCUCUGUCCCACACCUGCUCCGUGCUCCGCACCACCGGCUUCCCCGAGCCGCGCAUCUCAACCACGCAUCUCAACCACGAGCCUCCGGAAGAGACGGACGGCCCGCCGGGAGCCGCGGCUCUGGCUGCCUUCCUGCAGGCCUGGGAGAAGGGGGUCUCCAUGGUCGUCGACCAGAGAGCCUUGAAUUUGUACAAGAAGCUUGUUGACGAGGCUGUACAGCGAGCUCGCCCCAUCGACCCACUGGGGGGGCCGCGACAGCUCCCAAAGGGCUUGUGGUUUGACCGUCUGGUGGCGAUCGAGCGCACGGGAGGGGCUGCCGAUGGCGAUUACUACAACGCAAGGAAGAGGAACAUCAAGCACUUGGUGGACCCCAUCGAUGGCCUUUUCCUUGCAGUGCAGAAGAGUUCUGGAAUUUCAACAACUGUUCCCUUCCCUCCCGGGGUCGGUGACGGAGGGAACGAGCUUGGGAUGGGCAAAGUCAAGGAGGCCGUGAAGAGGCACAUACGAAAUGGGGACGUCAUUGCCUGUGACGUGGAGACUGACUUUGCGGUCAUCAUCGCUGGCGUUUCUAACUGGGGAGGUUAUGCCUUGGCCUGUGCUCUGUACAUCCUGAACUCAUGUGAGGUACACAGACGUUAUCUGAGGAAGGCAGUUGGGCCCUUCAGAGCACCUGGAGAACAGAACUGGACUCAGGCCCUCCCAUCCAUCACUAAGGAAGAAAAAAUGUUGGGCAUCCUGGUGCAGCAUGGAGUCCGGAGCGGAGUCUCGGGCACCCUAGGCAUGGAGGUGGACGGGCUGCCCUUCCAUGGCACUCACGCCCAGAUGAUCCAGAAACUGGUAGACGUCACCAUGGCGCAAGGGUGA